GAUGAUGCCAACUUGAGUCAAUAUUUUUCUCAAUUGGAUGGGCUGAUGCAUAGUGUGUGGAUGCUAUCUUCAUGCAAGCAAUUAGACUUAUGAGUAUUUGAUUGCUGUUUCACUACUGAUGCUUGGGAAGAAAGGGAUUAUAAAGUCUAUGUGGGAGGCAUAAUUAGUCAACUUCGGAAUCACUACCUAGACGCUUCAAUUUUGGUUUUCAAUUUUCGUGAGGGAGAGACACAAAGCCAGAUUGCCAAUGUUUUGUCUGAGUAUGAUAUGACGAUAAUGGAUUACCCUCGGCACUAUGAGGGUUGCCCAUUGCUAUCAAUGGAGGAGAUCCACCAUUUUCUGCGAUCAAGUGAAAGCUGGCUCUCACUUGGGCAGCAAAAUGUGCUUCUAAUGCACUGUGAAAGAGGUGGUUGGCCAGUUUUGGCUUUCAUGCUGGCUGCACUUCUGAUUUACAGGAAACAUUACACGGGGGAGCACAAGACCUUGGAUAUGGUCUACAAGCAGGCUCCACGUGAACUUUUGCAGUUGCUGUCACCUUUGAAUCCACUCCCUUCUCAACUAAGGUACUUACAGUAUGUAUCAAGGAGGAAUGUCGCAUCAGAAUGGCCUCCACUGGAUAGGGUACUCACAUUGGACUGUAUCAUUAUAAGAAUGAUUCCUAAUUUUGAUGGAGAGGGAGGUUGCCGCCCAAUGUUUCGAAUAUAUGGACAGAAUCCUUUAAUGGUGGCAGAUCAACGCCCCAGAGUUCUAUUCUCAACUCCAAAGAAAAGCAAAACAGUCCGGCAUUACAAGCAGGCAGAGUGUGAAUUAGUUAAGAUUGAUAUCAACUGCCAUAUUCAAGGUGAUGUUGUGCUAGAGUGUAUCAGCUUAUAUGAUGACAUGGAACGGGAAGAGAUGAUGUUUCGAGUUAUGUUCAAUACAGCUUUUAUCAGGUCAAAUAUUCUAAUGCUUACUCGUGAGGAAAUAGACAUAUUGUGGGACGCCAAGGAUCAAUUCCCUAAGGACUUCAGGGCAGAGGUUCUUUUUUCGGACAUGGAUGCUGCUGCUUCUGUAGUUCCUGUAGAUUUAUCUUGUUUUGAGGAGAAGGACGGCCUUCCAGUGGAGGCAUUUUUUAAAGUUAAGGAGAUCUUUAGCAGUGUAGAUUGGCUUGUUCCAAAUGAAGAUGCUGCACUAAAUCUGCUCCAGCAAAUGACUGCACCAAGUGUUGUUCAAAAAAAGGUGGAUGCUGAUUCUUAUGAAAGCAUUGAAACUCACGCUUUAUUGCAUGAAUUAAGCCCUGAAAAGCAUCUGGCUGUCCAAGAAAAGUUGGACACUGAUUCUCACCAGAGCAUGGAAAGUGGCCCUUUAUUGCAUGAAUUAGGUCCCGAAAAGCAUCAGGAGAUACAAUGGCCUGCAGCAAUUGAAAAUAAAAGUAAGACCAUCAAAUACUUGGCUCUAGAGAAGCAGUCUGUGCCCUCUUCCUUGCCAUUCUUAAUUGCAGACGUGAGCGAACAGAAGGCCAAGCCCCAGAAUGUGGAACCUGUAAACGUGAGCGAACAGAAGGCCAAGCCCCAGAAUGUGGAACCUGUAAGUGAGUCAAUUUUUCCACCAACCCCGCCACUGCCUCUUCCAUCACGGCCUGUUUUUGCUGCUGAUAUAGAAUCUCCUGCUGCUUCUCCACUUUUACCACCAUCACCAACACCUCAUCAUCUUCCAACCCUGGAACUUACUCGUCCUUCACUUCCUGAACAGCCUGACAGCUAUGUACGAGGAGAUAGACAGCCAUCGGUUUCUCCUUUGCCUACAACUGAGAGUCCAUCUUCUGUUGGCUUUCCUUCUUCACCACCACCUCCGCAUCCACCUCCUAUGCUACAUUUGAAGGAUCCAGGUAUUAGCACUGGCCCUUCUCUAUCCCCUAUAACUCGGACACUGCUGCUUUCUCCCACUUUGCCUUCGAAGGACAAUGCAGCUAGUAGAAUUAGACCUCCUCCACCACACCCUCCUCCCCCAAUAUCGACGAAUCCUCCAUCUCUAUCUUCAAAGGGUGAUACAGCAACGAAACAUCGACCUGCUCCAUGCUUAGCUCCUCCAUCUCCGUCUUUGAAUUUUGAGAUAGCUACUAAAAUUAUACCUCCACCACCACCACCUCCUCCCCCAACUAUUCCAUCCAAAGGAAAUGCAGCUGUUAGAUCUGGACCACCUCCCCAACCACCUCCUGCACCGACUCCACCUCCUCCUCCAACUCCGCCUGUGAAGGAGAAUUCAGUUUAUGGAGCCGGAUCACCUCCACCUCCACCUCCUCCUCUUCGUUCUGGGCAAGCUGCAGGACCUGAGAUUGUAUCUUCAGUACCCCUGCCACCACCUCCUCCCUCCCCCAGUUUGUCAGCCAAGCAUCAUGACCAUGCUUCACAGAAUGCUUCAGGUGUUCCUUCCACACCGCCUCCUCCGGUCCUUUUUGUUAAACGGGAUUUUAAGGUGGGUGGUGUUCAACCGGAAGCUAUUUUGACGGGUAUUGGUGGAGAUACUAAUUUACCUGCAACUCCAUCCCCCCCUCCACCUUCUAUUCCUCCACCCAACACAAAGGGACGAACUUUGUCACGCACCAUGACUUCAAGGAACAAUCAGACAAAGAAACUGAAACCCUUGCAUUGGUUAAAGUUAACAAGAGCAGUUCAAGGAAGCUUGUGGGCUGAGACUCAAAAAUCUGGUGAAGCUUCCGAGUAUGGAUUUGCUUUGUUGGUGGAGAAAUUCUGUUUUCUGAUUCACCUUGUUUUCUCUGGUCUCAUGCAUGAUCAUGUUUGUUGUGUGUGCACAUUAGGGCACCCGACAUUGAUAUUAAAGAACUGGAGUCUCUCUUCUCAGCCACGGUGCCUAAUUCUGAUCAGGGGGGCUCAGGAGGCAGAUCAAAUUCACGUGCCUCAUUGGUCCAUAAAUCUGAGAGAGUGCAACUGGUAG
This is a messenger RNA of Ilex paraguariensis (yerba mate), 2934 nucleotides long. Lineage: Eukaryota; Viridiplantae; Streptophyta; Magnoliopsida; Aquifoliales; Aquifoliaceae. The record is from the annotation of a GenBank genome assembly.